ACACACGUACGACAAGUACGUACGUACCAAUGAUUGUAUAUAUUUGGUCUGCCAGAAAUUCUCUGGUGUGCCCAAAGAUGUACUGGAAAGAUGGUAGGCAACCAACCCCUCUCAUCGAUGAAGUAGUUAAUCGACUGUAUUUGUCUAGCGGGAGUAAAGGUUAGAGGUUGAAGUUGAAGUGUCCGGCAACAGAUGCGCCACAUGUGUGAGAAGGUUGCAUAAAUUAUGGCUGCCAUAUAUUCUGGCAUUCAUCUGAAACUAAAGAGUCCUCACACACCAUGGGCAGACAAACUGAAGCUUGCUAGAUUUGCAUGGAUAUCACCACAGUGUGUUCUUCCAAAUAAAGAACAAGUUUUAUUCGACUGGACCAGCCAUGCACUCACUCUCUUUUAUAGCAAGAAAAUUGACUUGGCACAGGAUGUAGUGGAAGGCUUGUGGGUUUACUUUGAUGAUAUCAUACACAGCAAGAAACUACAGAAUGUCCUGAGUCAGGGAAAAACCAUCAGCUUGCGGAUAACAGUGGCACAGGUGAUUAAUGACCGAGUUGUUGAGCAAAACUCUGGCCAGCCCUCCGCCUCUUUGGCCACCGUGCUGAGCUGCCUGCGUGGCAUUCUGUCCUCGCCCGUCCUCUCGGUCACCUACACUGCCAAGUAUGAGCUGCUGGGAGAGCUGCUGGCACGGCUCAGCCACCUGGCGUGCGUCCGGCUGGGGCCCCAGCCCAGCAGGGAGCCCCUGCCAGUCCACGAGCUGGAGGUGCUGCAGCUGACGCUGACCACCUACCUGGCGGUCCAGCGGCAGCAGGCCAACGCCAGCCGCGUCUUCGCCCAGGUGACGACUCACCUCCUCCAGCCUCUCCUCGUGCUGCGCUACCUGCUGUCCACCAGGACGUGGGCGGAAGAGGACGGAGACGCCGCGCGGGUCAGGCAGCACGUCGGCAAGGAGAUCCGCAGCAAGGCGGACGCCGUCCUGCAGAUGGCGCUGUUCUCCGCCGACAGCUUGCAGUCGUACAAGGACGAGCUGCUGCCCUCCUCCACAGAGGAGCCAGCGGCGGGCGGCAGGAAGGGCCGAGCGGGGAAAGGCCUGUCCACCCCGCUCACCACAGUCCUGGCAAAGCUGUGCGCCCCGGGCUCCUUUGACCCCGAGGUGUUCUACCCGGUGGUGUCCACUUCACUUCCUCUGCUCUUCAAGUUCGCAUUGGAUGCCUUCUGCAAGGGUGGCGAGAACAAGCUGCUGUGUUUCCACCUCAUGACCAGGUUUGCGUGCGCGCUGGACUUCAAUGACGACGGGACCCUCAGAGAGACGUUUGACGCGGGGAACUGGAACCUCGCCCUGCUUGCUCUGGACAGCCUCCUGACCAGUUGCCUCGCCGGGGACAUUUACAACGUGGCGGCCGACCGCAUCCAGCACGGCGAAGUGCAGCUCAAGUUCUACCGCGGUCUGACCCAGCUGCUGUUCAACAACGCGCAGACCGCCACGCCCGCGUGGUACCGCUGCCUGAAGACCCUCCUGGCGCUCAACCACAUGAUCGUGGAGCCCGACCUGGACGAGCUGGUCUCCGCCGUGUGGGUGGACGCGGACUGCGUGGAGUCCCGUGUGCGUAAGGCCCGGGACGCCCUCAUCUCGGCGACGCUGACCAUCUACGCCAAGCUGCGGCAGCUGCCCAGGCUCUUCGAGGAGCUGCUGAGCGUGGUCUGCCGGCCGGCGGUGGACGAGCUGCGGCCGCCGCUGCUCUCCGAGGCCGUGGGCGAGGCGCUGGCCCUCUGCCUGCUGGACACCCCGGCCAGCCAGAGCCUGGAGCUCUGCGAGCUCGUCCUGGAGCGGCUCCAGGGCGACGUCCUGCCGGACGCCCGGGACCAGGACGGCGACGCUGCGCUGAAGAUGUUCUCGCUGAGCGCUCUCCUUCACGCCCUGCUCUUCAGCCUGAAGACGCUGGACAACGCCACGCCCCUGCCCGUCGUCCGGCAGACGCAGAGGCUCAUGGGAGAAAUGCUGGCGGCGCUGAAGCCUCUGCUGGAGUGGCUCAGAGGCGUGCCGCCCUCGGCCUCUCUCUGGGGUCAAAAGGUCAGAGAGUCCAGCCUUUUGCUCACCUACACCUGGGUGGAGGUGGACUCCCUUUUCCAGAUGCACUGCAGUAAAUACUCCCUCUCCGGAGACAAGGCCAGCAGUGAGGUCAGCGAGCCAGCAGAUGAAGGCCUCUGGCUUCUCUCUGAAGCACUGGUCAAGGACUGGGAGCAGGCGGCACUGGACGGCUAUAGCCCUGUCAGUCAACUUUUCCAGAAGUUUCUGGCCUUGCAGAUGAUGAAGAAAAUCCUCCUGAGGAGCGAUUUUGCCACAGAUAUUAGUAACCUGGAUGUCCUCCAUAAUGCCACCCAGUUCAUAGUGGGUCGAGACGAAUCGUCGCCUGCCGAGUUUGACCAGCUGUGGGAUGGUCAGAUCAGCAGUGUGGAUGCUGAUAGCUACCCAGCAGCUCACUGGUAUCUGGUGACAACCAACCUGCCUCUCAUUGCCCCAUUCCUCACAGAUGAAGAUGUAGCUUAUUUAGCUAGCAUGCUCCUGACAUCAGUGCUGCAUAAUGAUGCUGAGGAGAAGGGAGACAAGCAGGGGCUGUGUGUUGCUGUCAUUUCAAAGCAGCUCAUAGACAGCGCGCUUCUGAUUGAGUUGCCUGCUCUCUACUCAGCUGUAGUGCGGGGCGUCACGCAGCGCUUGACACAGAUUUUUGACACGCAGCGUGUUGGGAGCGUUUGCCCGUCCCUUCUGAAAACGGAUGAGGAGUUUAGCAGCGAGGGCUGUGACACAGAGGUGAUGACAGACGAGUCUGCGGGUGACGGAGGUGUGGAUCCGGCAGUUGUCAAGAGACUGGAGUCUGUCGCUCAGCAGAUCUUGACCGCACUUGGGUCAGGAUCACUGAUGGACCUUUCUGUGGCUCAAGUUGACGACCUUGUACGCGUGCUUAAGGUCAGCAGUGCAUUAAAUGUGGAUGGAAUGUCCCUGAAAGACUAUUCUGAGCUCUUCCUGAUCACGUUCAUGAUUGUCACAUGCACGCAGCCUUGUAGUGAUGUUGCAAUUCAUGUCAAAAUGGCUUUCCUUAGAGACUCCUUCUGUUUCCUGACCUCCCUGCUGACGAGGAGAAAUGCCCAGGUCAUCCUGAAACUAGCCCGCGGAAGCAAACUGCUAGAGGAGGUCGUGACCUCUCUUUUCUCUCGCGCUAACAAGGGCCUGUUUGACGACGUCAGCGAGACCGACUGGUCAUCUUUCCUGCAGGCGGUGCGCUCCUUCCUCCAGAGCCUGCUGCAGCUGAUCAUUGAGCGCAAGAGCAGCGUGCGCCUCAAUCUGGAGCAGUUCGCCUGCUUCCUGACGGUCCAGAGCGAGGCAGUGACCACUGCGGCCGCCGUCACCACGGCGGCAGCUGCUGGCGGCGACCGGCCGAGGCUUUUAUCCCUGCAGCUGUUGCUGGCCUCGCUCGGCACGGCAGCUGACGUCAUGACCUCCAGCCUGGGUAAGAGCAAACAGCUGGACCAGACGCUCGUCCAGCUGCUGGGGAAAAUUCUCACGGUCACAGAACCUGCCGUCCAGGCCAGCCUGAUGGUGGCGGUGGGCGGGGCGGCCGGCCGGGCCUUCUCGGUGGACAUGGUGGCGGGGAUGGUGCGCAGCGAGCUGGCCUGUCUUGCCCACCAGGCGGAGGAGGAGGGGACGCCGAAGACGGAGCGGCCCCCAACACUCGGCCACAUGGGACUGUACCGGAGCUGCGGCAUGCAGAUCCUCAAAGAGCUGUGCCCUGCCCCACGCCCCAUGGACUUCCUGUUGUCAUCUCUGCACUUCCUGUCAGCUUACUACAGUGCCGUACAGAAGGCCAAGGAGCCCGGGAUCGAAGACCUUUUUGUGGACAUUUUGCACAACGUUCACAAAUUAUUGUCAGCUUCCUGGUUGUCUCGGGCAGAACUGGAGCAGCUGCAGACUCCAGUGAGCGAUCUGAUUGGUGAGCUGUUGGCCACGAGCUCCCUGGAGCAGUUCCACUCCCUCCUGCUGCUGCUGAGGGAAGGCCUGGACGUGUCAAAGGUCACGGAGGGCAACCACAGGGAGGUUUUCUCAGCGGUGACCGUCAUCAGGCUCCUCGCCAGCUGCGGGCUCCCAGAGUCCUGCUCCAAGGCAUUCUGGCUCAUCGCCCCUCAGAUCAUAUCGGCUCUGGUUUUCAUAGUGAAGGAGUCUGGGAAGGAGACAUCACUGAUCUCUGCUGUCACCGUCCCGGCACUGGAGGCUUUGGCAGUUUUACUCCGUCAGGGGGAAGGAAUGCUGUCCAACCCACAUCAUGUCACCCUUGCUCUGGGGGCCGCACAGUUUGUCCCUCUGGACCACCUGUCCGCCCAGGACUACCAUGCAGCCUUUGAGGCCAUCCAUGAGGUGCUGUUUGCCAUCAUCCAGUGCCAUUCACAGGUGAUGCUGACUGCAGCUCCAGCCUUCUUGAACUGUUUCUACCGACUCGUGGCCUCCAUAAUGUCCGAGGGAAAACAGAAAGGAGAGGUGGACAGAGCAGCAGAGAAGGACGGCGGAGAGCUUCUGAAGUGCGCUCGACUGGUGGAGAGGAUGUACUCGCACGUGGCCACUACCGCCGAAGGCUUCACGGUCCUCUCGUCCUUCAUGGUGGCGCAGUACGUCAGCGAUCUGCAGAAGGUGACCCUGCGUCCAGAAAUCAAGGCCCACCUAACCGAGGGCAUCUACAGCAUCAUGGACCUGUGCGCCGAGCGCGACGUCAAGUUCCUGAACACCACCCUGCCACCGGGGCUGCGCGAGGUGUUCAACGAGCUCUACGGCAGCUACCAGCACUACCACAAGGCCCAGAGACAGGGAGAGGACAAGUACACCGCCUGAGAAGAAGGCAUGAAAUUGGGGCAUCACAGAACUGUGUUAUGGAAAUCAUGUACAAUUUUGCAGAAAUGUAAAUAGCUUUUUUUUUUUAAAUGUUGUAUUGAUCCAGAGAGACAUAAAAUAUGUCUUGUCUCCAAUAAAUCUCCGCACAUGAGAAAUGUGCACAUGCUGUUUUCAUUCA
This is a messenger RNA of Alosa sapidissima (American shad), 5044 nucleotides long. RefSeq names its product URB2 ribosome biogenesis homolog (gene urb2). The record is from RefSeq and is a predicted model, not a curated record. Gene Ontology annotation, cellular component: nucleolus. Lineage: Eukaryota; Metazoa; Chordata; Actinopteri; Clupeiformes; Clupeidae. Bases 226 to 4866 code for a protein of 1546 amino acids. The transcript has 10 exons. Gene Ontology annotation, biological process: ribosome biogenesis.